Calidris pugnax (ruff) is the source of this 1078-nucleotide messenger RNA. RefSeq names its product chromosome unknown open reading frame, human C1orf158 (gene CFAP107). NCBI's taxonomy places the organism in Eukaryota, Metazoa, Chordata, Aves, Charadriiformes, Scolopacidae. The record is from RefSeq and is a predicted model, not a curated record.
GGGGCAGGCAGGAGCACAGCCCCUUUCUGCCCGACUUGUAGCAAUGGGCUACUGAGUGACCUCCCACUCGCCCAACUCAAGGACAGUGCCAACAGCCGGGGCGGGUAGCGCCGGCAGACAAAGAAAGAUGUUUGCAUGGCAAAGAGAUGGAGACGACUGGUGGAAAGUUAAACCCAAAUACUCUUCUAAAGUUCUCGUUGGAAACUGGCUGGAAGAGAGGGAACGGCUGAGGCAGGAAAGAAGCCUGGGAGCAGGAACAGAGUGGUUCAGCACCAAUGCUCUGGAGUUUAUAAAAGGCACCGGGAAGCUGGGCAGCAGCAUAUACAAAACAGACUUCAUUUGGUUUCCGGAUCAGAAACCAGACCAAGUGCUAAGGGGGAUCAUGGUAGAAAAACACCAGGGCCUGCCCAUGCAGCAUUUCUUCACCCAUCACGAGGAGCCAAGAAGCCGGAAUUUAGUGUCAGAGUAUGACGAUAAAUACAACAGACACGGUUACAACCCUGAGCUGCCUCCCAUCCGCACCUGGAGUGGACGCAAGUUUUCCUGGAUUCCUCAGAAAUCAGAUUUCCCCAUUCUUGAACCACCCACCAACUACGGCCUUUAUGAGUACCUGAGGAAAAAAUGGCACGAGGAAGAAGCUGGCGUGAUGAACAGUGUCUACACCGUUUCCUAUGGACUCCCACUGAUCUCUUCUUGGGAGAAGUGUCAACUGCAAGAACCAGCUAAAAUUCAUUACCUCCCUCCCAGCCAGGGAUACCUCCAAACUGUUCACAGAAUCCUGGGCUACGAAGGGGGUCAGAAAUACUUGGAAGCCAUCGUACUGCUGAGAGACAGAAAAGCAAGGGAGGCCUCUGUGUAAACUGCUUAGGGGGAUCUUAAGUAUUACUUAAUAUAGCUUGUCACUCGCGUACGUGAGGGUGAUCUGUUCCGUGCAGAAGGAAUGAGAAUUAGGUUAUCCAGGCAGAGGACUCUCUACUUGUUAGAACAAGCUGCUGGGUUAACAUCCUGACCUGCAGAUGGCUGGGAAUAUUUCAGAAGCUGAAAUUUCAGAAUACUCAUUAAAUCACUGAAAACAAAA